AUUUGCACAUAGAAAUUCAGAAAUGGUAUACACUGAUCAUGGUCAUAGAGAGGAAAGACGUGGAUAUAACUUAUGUACCAUUUAGAUAUUAACUAUAAGCGUCUCUCUCUCGUGGUGCUGGUGGAUGGUUGGUGUUCAUGCAAAAGUUGUCUUGUCUCAGCCAAGGUCUCACUCAGCAAACUAAUUUUUGUAUCCACUUUCUGCACCAGAUGCGAAUAAAUAAAGUAUAGAUUGAUUUUGUGGUAAACAUUCUUCACUCAAUCGGCGUGGGGGACCACUAAUCGAGUUCGGAAUAAAAUGUAGUUAUCUGAGAUUGAGAUCAUGUCCCUGGUCGAUAGUGAAUACUCGCUGCAUGAGAAUAAUUGUCGUCCUCGUGGGAUGAUGGGCAAGCGUGCGAAUCUCCUCAGUUUGGGGCUCCCACUGGGGUCCGGACUUGUCCUCAUUGCUCUCCUUAAUACGAUAUUCACGGCCCACUCGGUUCUCAACUUGGUGGAAAUUGUGACACUCACGGGAAGUUUCAUAGUUAAGAGUCACCUCCUUCCCGUUCUCAUGGUCGGAUUUCUAUUCAUUCUCACCACAUAUUUAUGGAUCGCAGUCAUUUUCACGGGCCGAAGUUAUCACGUGUCCAUCUGGAUCGCUGGGAGCUUACUCUUACUAAUCUUAAAAAUCGUGAUAUCCUCCUGGACACUUCUGGUCUCGCUCUCCCUGCGGGACGCUCUCUACUGGCGGAAGUUGUGGGUGCUCGGGGUGGACAUCGGGAUGGAGGUGUACAUCAUUUCCAUCGCCGUCAUUGCGGCCAACGUUCUCUGGCGACUGGACGACAACGACCGCGAGAUGAUUUCCCAAACCCCGCAAAACUACUCCCCCUACGAGGCGAGUGACGCCGACCUGUCCUUCGCACCGGAACAAGCCUUCCUGCCCCUCCCCCCGGUCGGCCUCAAGCCAAAAGCCUUCGCCCAGUUCUACGCCACGCCCAGCAACAUCGAACUCGGGACGAGAGUCCUACUUCUUCUCGACAUUAUAUACUCAAUUUAUAUUCUCACCACGGAGAAAAUCCCACAAGUCUUGUUGACCAAUGACAGAGGAGACACCACGACGCACGAUUACGACGAAAUUAAUGAAGGUGGAAUGUCCAACCUUUCCAAUUUCGGAGAAAGUCGAGUCCUCCUCAUCUUCGUGGAGGACACGGUGAUCAGACUGGGUCGCGUUGUGACGGGCGUCCUCAUUGCUUCCUUACUCAUGAAAAUGAACUUGAGGUCCAAACGCUACUUGGGAUACGCCCUGUUCGCCCAACUGUGCCUGAUUUCCUUCUCCAUGCUGAACUACUUUGCGUUGUUCGGCCUCUUUGAGCAGCUCUCCGUCUCGGACCGCUUCUACCAGGUCAAGAUGACCUUCGAAAUCCUCCUCCGCCUCGGCCUCGUCGGAUUCCUCGUCAAAACCGUGGAGCGGAGGAGACUCGCGUUGGAAGGCAUCGUCUGACACUGUACGAGCAGCUAUUUAUAUUUAACAAGAGUAAUAUAUUUAAUUUUAAAAUUCAAAAUACAUAUUUACGAGAUGAAUUUCAUAAAAUAAAAAUUUAUACGACAGCCGAA
This is a messenger RNA of Folsomia candida, 1592 nucleotides long. RefSeq lists its product as uncharacterized. NCBI's taxonomy places the organism in Eukaryota, Metazoa, Arthropoda, Collembola, Entomobryomorpha, Isotomidae. The transcript has 7 exons. The coding region runs from base 322 to 1479 and encodes 385 amino acids. The record is from RefSeq and is a predicted model, not a curated record.